AUGAACCAACAAAACGACACGGAAGAUGUAUGGAACGAAGAAGAAGUCAACAGUAAAUUUGAAGUAUUCACAUCUCAUAUCAACACUAUUCAACACAUAGCUCGUGAAAAUAUUCGCAAAGCUCAAGAAUCACAACUAAAGAUGGUUAAUAAACGAAUCCUAUCACGAAACAAAUCCGACAAACCCGAUUACUGUGUAGGAGAUCUUGUUUCAAAGUACAAAGACAUUAUUGCCAAUAUUCUAUCAGCCAAAUUAGACGAUCGAUUCGAGAGACCUUUUAUUAUCCAAGAAUGUCACAGAAAUUCAACCUAUAUCCUAAAAUCGUUAGAUAGAGAUAUUGCACAGAGACAUAUCCAUGGCAACAGACUAAAAAUAUAUAAGCACCAAAAGUAUCCUUCAAUCCCAAUUAUUUCAAUCCAAUUGACAAUCCCGAUGGACUUAUUAACAACGACAACAAUCAAUCCUGUCGUAUUUGGGUACGAUCCACUUAAAGAAUAA
This is a messenger RNA of Mucor mucedo, 498 nucleotides long. RefSeq lists its product as uncharacterized. The coding region runs from base 1 to 498 and encodes 165 amino acids. The record is from RefSeq and is a predicted model, not a curated record. Lineage: Eukaryota; Fungi; Mucoromycota; Mucoromycetes; Mucorales; Mucoraceae. The transcript has a single exon.